AUGGUGAGAUCAAGUACCCCAGAUAAAGGGCGUCCAGUUGUCAAGACAGGAGCUGUUGUGAUAGAAACCGGUACUGGAACAUGUAAAGCUGGAUUUGCUGGUCAACAGACUCCCCAGUCCGUCCUUGAGACUUUGGUUGGACAUCCGACAGAGAAGUCCAUGAGGACUAGAAGAGAUAGAGCGGAUACGUUCGUUGGGGAGCGAGCAAGAUCGGAGCCUGAUCUUGAUAUCAUUUUACCGGUAAGACAUGGCAUCAUCAUAGACUGGGACGCAGCUGAAGUUCUUUGGAGACACCUCUUCUACAAUGACCUCAGAGUUGCCCCCGAAGACCAUGCGCUCUUAAUGUCCGAUCCUCCACUGUGCCCGACUACAAACAGAGAGAAGUUGGUGGAGGUUGUCUUUGAGUCCCUCAACUCUCCGGGAAUGUAUGUGGCUUAUCAGUCUGUGCUGUCUGUCUACGCCCAUGGCAAAAUUAGCGGCUUAGUGGUUGACACUGGCUAUGCUGUGACGCAUACUGUGCCAGUCCAUCAAGGGUACAACUUGCCGCAUGCCAUAGAAAGAAUGGACAUUGCUGGGUCCAACAUGACAUCUUUCUUGAUGGACCUCCUAAAGGACUUGGGGCAGUACUUAGACGACAGCAUGGUGGAUAUCGUUGAUGAUAUCAAACACAAAUGCUGUUAUGUGGCCCUUGAUUUUGAGAACGAAUGGAACAGUCCCAAGAGGGAAUACAUUGUGGAUUAUCAGUUACCGGACGGGCAGGUUAUAAGCUUGGGGAAAGAGAGAUUUCAGUGCCCAGAAAUGUUGUUCAACCCUCCUCAAAUGCCUGGCCUCACUCUUGUAGGACUCCAUGGUAUGGCCCAAAGAAGCUUGAGGAAGGUCCCUGAAGAGACCCGGAAGGAUAUGUAUGAGAACAUCAUGUUAUGUGGAGGGUCAUCCCUCUUUGAAGGACUUGAAAAGAGAUUUACUCAUGAGCUUCUGGCCAAUAUGCAGUCCAGUGCGAAAGUGAAAGUCUCAGCCAUCCCACUGAGGAAGUUCUCUGUCUGGACUGGAGGCUCCAUUCUGGCUUCCCUGAAGAACUUCCAGCCAUGUUGGAUUAGAAAGGAGCAGUACCAUGAGCAUGGGCCGUACAUCGUCCACAGGAAGUGCUACUGA
Messenger RNA from Euleptes europaea (tarantolino), 1152 nucleotides. RefSeq names its product actin like 9 (gene ACTL9). The record is from RefSeq and is a predicted model, not a curated record. Gene Ontology annotation, cellular component: cytoplasm; NuA4 histone acetyltransferase complex; membrane. Gene Ontology annotation, biological process: cell motility; axonogenesis. NCBI's taxonomy places the organism in Eukaryota, Metazoa, Chordata, Lepidosauria, Squamata, Sphaerodactylidae. The transcript has a single exon. Gene Ontology annotation, molecular function: nucleosomal DNA binding; protein kinase binding. The coding region runs from base 1 to 1152 and encodes 383 amino acids.